Molecule: messenger RNA, 834 nt
Organism: Hyaloscypha bicolor E
Lineage: Eukaryota; Fungi; Ascomycota; Leotiomycetes; Helotiales; Hyaloscyphaceae
Exons: 5
Coding region: 26-376 (116 amino acids)
Biological process (GO): protein insertion into ER membrane
Cellular component (GO): endoplasmic reticulum membrane
Molecular function (GO): protein folding chaperone
Source: RefSeq, a predicted model, not a curated record
AGAACCAAGCAGACGUCGCGCAACUAUGUCGUCGAAGAAGGAUAUGCGGAGGCCAGACCUCAUAAUUCCCUAUCAAUUGCCUGCUGCGAAAGACUCUCCGAGCGACAUUAGUGGCACGUUGGGAAGCACAUUACCCAUGGCUGCCAUGUUCACGCGAAAUAAGUUUAUUGGCUGGGCAUCCGUAGUACUGUCGAUUCAAAACUGGCUGGGCGAGAGCGCAGAAGCAAAGAAGAGCUCAUCGCAGCCAGCUUACUUCUCUGUUGGAAUGGCCUUUAUGGCCCUUGUAGUGACUUAUCUGCCGAUGUUCUUACCACCACCAGCCGUUCCAGGCCAAGGAACGGGGACCGAAGCAGCAGCAGCAGCGCCUCGUUCUUGAGAAGGGUUCCUUUGUAUGAUAUGGCGAGGGGACAUGCGAGGGGACAUAAAACAAUCGAUGGGAGCAAAAGCAGAAUGGUGUGUAAAUGUUGCGAGAUAGGAUGACGGAGGGCCAGGAGCUGGCGCUGCGGUCUACCUUACAGGGGAUGGCUUAGGAGUUUGUUGAGGAGCAACACUGCAACAUUGCUGGGCACCUCAUAUUUGCUCCAAUGUCGAAUAAGUCUUCUGUUCGAAUCAGUUGUCUUCACGCUUAGGCAAAAUGAUAUUGUUGGUCGAUGAGGCAUUUGUUUGAACGAGAUUGAGCAAAUGAGAGCACUGUGCUGUGAGGCCUUCUCUGUUUUCUCUGAGGGCCCCUCCUCCCCCAGAGAAAGGACCUCCGAGUCACCGAAGGGGACCGGAUCCUGUAGGACACGUGAGGCUGUGAUGAGGCCCCUGGUGAGUCAAAAUGUGAACCAAAGC